AUGGCUGUCUUUUUAGGAUCACAACAACAAAUAAAACAAAGACGGUUGAAGAGCGCCAGACUGGUGGGAGAAUAUGAGAAGCCAUGGAUCGAGGGCUCACCAUAUAAGAAUCGAGAGCGUUGGGACAAGAUCAUUCUUUGGGGAUGCAUCACACUUGGCUUUGGAGUCGGCAUUGCAUUGUGUACCUUAACAUAUUUCAAGAUUCCGCGGCAUGAGGCAAGUUAUUGUCUUGUCAUGGCUGAUGAGUUCAAGAAUUUGGAUAAUUGGUCCCACGAAGUCCAGAUUGGGGGUUUUGGAGCAAACUCGUUCGAAUGGGCAACGGACGACCCUCGUAACAGUUAUAUCGCUGAUGAUGGACUGCAUCUGAAGGCAACUUUGACGCUCGAUACAAGUGAUAUCACGCCCGACCAACUUCUCAAUGGCUAUACCCUCAACCUCACUGCCGCUGGCACUUGCACUUCCAAUGAUACAAAAUCAACCGAUUGCGUUAGAACUAGCAACGCCACUACCUCUACAAUUAUCAACCCUGUUCGUUCUGCUCGUAUUACGACUAAAGGAAAGAAGACCAUCAGGUACGGCCGUGUGGAAGUGGUUGCAAAAAUCCCGCCCGGGCAAUGGCUAUGGCCAGCUAUCUGGAUGAUGCCGCAAGACUCUGUCUAUGGUGCUUGGCCACGAAGCGGCGAGAUUGACCUUAUGGAAGCCCGCGGCAACGACCCCGCGCAUUACCUCCUUGGCUCUGACACAAUUUAUUCCACGAUACAUUGGGGUCUCGAUUACUUUACAGAUCAGUCCAAACAGACAGCUAGUUGGUAUACAAGGCAACGAGGAAGUUAUGCUAGUGGCUUCCACACGUAUGGGAUGGAAUGGACUCCAGAAUAUCUUUACAUCUAUAUCGACAAUAAGCUACUACAAAGUCUUUCUGUGAAGUUCGGCCCAAAGACCAUGUGGGAACGAAGUGGUCUCAAAGCACCGGGUCAUCCACCCAAAGACCCCUGGUCUUACACGAAGAGCGUCAGCACACCCUUCGACCAAGAUUUCUACCUCAUCUUGAACGUCGCCGUUGGAACGACUGGUGGAUUUUUCGCAGAUUCGGUCGGAGGCAAACCAUGGGUGGAUCGAGGUUCCCCAGCGGCCAUGAUGGAUUUCUGGAAGGCCAACGCUACUUGGUACCCCACUUGGGAUCCGGACGGAAUGAUAGUCAAGUCAGCCAAAAUGUGGCAAUUAGGUGCAUGCUCAUCUCCAGAGAUCUGA
Molecule: messenger RNA, 1251 nt
Organism: Hyaloscypha bicolor E
Lineage: Eukaryota; Fungi; Ascomycota; Leotiomycetes; Helotiales; Hyaloscyphaceae
Product: glycoside hydrolase family 16 protein
Exons: 9
Coding region: 1-1251 (416 amino acids)
Biological process (GO): carbohydrate metabolic process
Molecular function (GO): hydrolase activity, hydrolyzing O-glycosyl compounds
Source: RefSeq, a predicted model, not a curated record